Molecule: messenger RNA, 1794 nt
Organism: Ciona intestinalis (vase tunicate)
Lineage: Eukaryota; Metazoa; Chordata; Ascidiacea; Phlebobranchia; Cionidae
Source: RefSeq, a predicted model, not a curated record
AAAUUGGCGCGAUCCCCGGAAGUUAGUUUGUGACGUCAUAAUCACAUUGGUUUUGUAAUAAUAGAAAAAUGAAUGACGAAAUAAUAUAUUCGCUCAUUUUAUUUUUAUCGAUCGUCGUUGGAUUUCCUUUAAGAAAAUUGAAAUCAUUUAAAGCGAAACAGAUAGCGACAGGAGGGUUUGGAUUUCUGGUCGUGUUCGGUGUUUGUGGGUUUGAUGGAUUAUAUUCGUUCAUCGCUUGUGUGGUCAAUACAGUCAUCAUAAAGUGUUUAAGAAGGAAAACUGCGUUUGUUUCGUUCAUUUGGUCGUUUUCGUUUUUAUUGUUUUUCCGAUGUGUCACAUGGUUCGGAUUGGAACGGCCGUCAGCGUUGGCGAAUGCUGUCCAACUUAUGUUAACAUUAAAGUUGGUCAGCGUUGCCAUAGAAAUCCAGGAUUACCGUUCAAACAAGCGUGGCUUGGUAUCAGAACCAACAACAAUGGACAUGUUCUGGUAUUCCUAUUGUUACACAGGACUAUUUACAGGCCCCUUCUUUAAAUACCGAACUUACCAUGAUUACCUCGCCAACGAAACCGAAACCUUUAUCCCUUGGAAGAAAGAAGUUUUCACUCGCUUGCAAAACAUUGGGAUGUUUGGUGUUCUGUACGCCGUGGUUUCGUUUAAUUUCAACAUCAACGUUCCGAAGUCGGAUGCAUUUUACGAACAACCAUUCUGGUUCAGGUUGUUUUACAUGGUACCCAUAUUCUUUAUCGGGAGGAUGAGAUUUUACUCGGCGUGGUUAUUAGCUGAAUGCUCAUUUGUCACUCUCACAUUGGGGGCUUACCCCACCUCUAGCAAACCAAGGCCGGGUAACGGACCAACUCAGGAUAAACAAGAAGGAGACGAUAGUUAUAGUUUUGAAACAAUCCGAAACAUUGACCCUUACAACUGUGAUUUCACCUCAACCAUUAGACUUGGUAUGCGGAACUGGAACAUGGGGGUACAGUGGUGGUUGGCUAACUAUAUUCAUAAAAGGUGGCCUCAGAAUAUGAAGCAUCUAAGAGUAGCAGGGGUGAUGGGUGUAAGUGCGUUCUGGCACGGAAUCGAACCCGGAUUCUACGGAGCUUUCCUCAGCAUGCCUUUGUUCAUGCUGGCUGAGGAUCAAUUGCAAAAGUUGAAGGUUUAUCUUCCAACCAAAGUACAAGAUUCAUACGAUUGGGUUCUUUGGUUCUUUAAGUUCCGUGCGUUUGAAUAUAUGUACAUGGCGUUUGCUUUGUUAACAUGGGAGGACACGUACAGAUAUUGGAAAUCUAUUUAUUUCUGCUUUCAUAUUAUCGCAAUAAUCAUCAUUAUGAUAUCACACCUGUUUCGAUCCGUUAUAAGGAAACCUCGUUCCAACGAAGAAAAACUGAAAUAAAUUUGUUGUUUGUGUAUUAUGUGAUUUACCAUGCGUCAUAGAUGAAUUACGUCAUAGUUGAAUUACGUCAUUACUGAACUACCUUAUAUUUGGACACUUUUAUAUUUUUUUUGGAUAAUCUUUUACAAACUUGGUAAACCUAAAUAAAUUGCUGGUUACCAAUUUAAAUAAUUCCAUAUAAACCCCUACAUGCAAGUGGUUCCCAACCUAUGUUAGCUACCAUAUGUGGAACGCCAGUGGUUUAUUUAGCUUUACAAACACAUGUUAUUUUUCCCUCGAAUACGGAAACGAAUUUUCUGUUAAUUGCAAUGUGAUUAUUUUAGUUCUGAAAUAACUGAACUGUGUGUUUGAAAUUGUAUGCAAGAUAUUUUUAAUCGAAAUAAAAACGAAGACGAGAAGCUUA